AUGUACUCCAGCAAGUCAUACACGUCGACUGCCACCAUGUCUGCUUCGUCAUACAGCAGUCAAGCAGGCACCUGGCAAGAGCGACUUGAAGACGCUUGCCGCGAAGCCAACAUAAUGCCACCCGUCUUCCAGAUCGUUUCUGACCGCCGUGGCGGCCGCACCGCUUGGUCCAGUCGAGUAACUGUCCACGGCCGUACCCUCUCCGCACGAUUCUGGUACGACGGCAAGAACCUCAAUAACGCGAAAGAAGACGCCGCCGAAAUGGCUCUCAACUACCUUACCGGUUCGAAUCCCAGCUCGCCAGCCAACAGCAGAGGCAGCUACUAA
Colletotrichum abscissum is the source of this 327-nucleotide messenger RNA. RefSeq lists its product as uncharacterized. NCBI's taxonomy places the organism in Eukaryota, Fungi, Ascomycota, Sordariomycetes, Glomerellales, Glomerellaceae. The coding region runs from base 1 to 327 and encodes 108 amino acids. The record is from RefSeq and is a predicted model, not a curated record. The transcript is spliced from 3 exons.